Molecule: messenger RNA, 2154 nt
Organism: Archocentrus centrarchus (flier cichlid)
Lineage: Eukaryota; Metazoa; Chordata; Actinopteri; Cichliformes; Cichlidae
Gene: tmed2
Product: transmembrane p24 trafficking protein 2
Exons: 4
Coding region: 183-788 (201 amino acids)
Source: RefSeq, a predicted model, not a curated record
GGCCCUCUCGGGUUGCCGUGCAAUAAGCCCGUACGUGGCAGUCUGAGAGCAGUCCAGAGCAGCCGAGGCUGGUGCGGCUCCUCUCCUGCAACAGUCCACUUACACAAACGGGAUAUACUGAAGCGAGGAAACUUUUUAUACCGUCAGACUUACUUUUACGCUCACCAUACAACCACUAAAACAUGUUUACCUUGUCGGAGUUUGUUGUCUUGCUGGCCGUCCUGUCUGCCACUGCCUCUGGCUACUUCGUUAGCAUAGACGCCCAUGCCGAGGAGUGCUUCUACGAGCGGGUUAACUCCGGCACCAAGAUGGGCCUCAUGUUUGAGGUGGCCGAAGGAGGCUUCCUGGACAUCGACGUCGAGAUAACAGGGCCUGACGGUAAGCAGAUUUACAAAGGGGACAGAGAGUCCAGUGGGAAAUACUCUGUGGCAGCACACAUGGAUGGAACCUACAAGUUCUGCUUCAGCAACAAGAUGUCAACCAUGACCCCCAAGAUUGUCAUGUUCACCAUUGAUAUCGGAGAGGCUCCCAAAGGCCAAGAUAUGGAGACAGAAGCCCACCAAAACAAGCUGGAGGAGAUGAUCAACGAGCUGGCAGUUGCCAUGACAGCCGUGAAGCAUGAGCAGGAGUACAUGGAGGUCCGUGAGAGGAUACACAGAGCAAUCAAUGACAACACAAACAGCAGAGUGGUCCUGUGGUCAUUCUUUGAAGCUCUGGUUCUGGUGGCAAUGACACUCGGACAGAUUUACUACCUGAAGCGAUUUUUCGAAGUGCGACGAGUGGUGUAGUGCGAUUCAAAUGAUGCUCCUCUGUGUCCUCCACUGUUUUUUUUUUCUCCAACACCGAGACAGUUAUUUACACUCUGGAAAUGAAAGUGGCAGUUUUGAGUAAAGCCUACAUAUGAUUGGAUCUCAGAUGUUUUGUUCUCCUGUUACUUGUUUGGGUUCUUCUUUAUAAAUGUAAUUUAUGUUUGGAACGAAUGGCCAAAAGAUUGUGGGAUAAAUUUCCUUUUUCAUUAGUUUUUCUUUUUAACAGAUUUGUUUAAUUACACUUCUUGUCAGUACAGUUGUUUCCUGUGCAAAUGACUGUAAGGCUCAGUGUCUGCAGUCAAAUGAAAAAGACUUAAAAUUGCACAUGAAUGGACAGGCAUGUGUGGCGUUAUCACUAUGGAAUGUUGCCUUUAUUAAAAUUUAAAUGGAAACCUUUUUUGAAAUGGGAAAAAAAACAGCACACCCUAAAACAUGAAUGCGUUAAAUUAGCAUCUGAGAUGUAAAGGGUCUGAUUUCAGGUUUCAAAGCCGCGUGAGACUGGCAGAUACUGCCUGUCGUGUUAAUUCUCAAAAACCACAAAUUGCACUUGUGAUGAACUUGUCUAGCGAACUGAAGGAUCUACAUUGCAGCUGGUCUUUAAGGGAAACUGUAGAUCUUCUAACACUGUCUGCUGAUUCAUAGUGAUUUGUGGCACAGGUGGGAGGACAUCUUUUCCGGGGGGGGGGGGGGGUAUGGCUCACUCCCCACAUAGUUCAGAAACAAAAUUCAGCCGUUUUUGCCUAAAAAUUAAUGCGUUGAUUUUCAAACACUUGGAUUUUACAAAAGUUUGUCCUGGUUGUAAGACUGUAAGGAGCAGAAGCAGAGUUUGAUUUUAACUGAACUAUUUGGGGAUGCCCCUCAAAGUGUAGAGGAAUGCUGAUUUCCAUGUUACAUGUUGAUUUGGGUGGGCUGGGUAUGUAGGGGGUCUGAUGCUUGAUGACUGCUGUGUUCUUUAGUUGCUUAUAUAUAGUUAUUUUUGUUGGGGUUGGGUAUUUUAAAUUAUACGAUUGUAUCAAAUUUGAAUUGUUAAUUUUUUUUGUUCCCCGUCGAGCAUAUCUAGUGACAUGCAACUGUUUGGAUGUUUCUUCCAAGUAUAUACGUCCAAGGCAGUAUAGCUUUCCAUCUAGCACACGGUCGCAACACCAUAAACGGUGGCAUGCACCAGAUAUGCUCCAGUUUUAUAUUUGAAACAAUCUUUGGUGAGCUCAGGCAGGAAAGUUGCUCUGUACACAGUUUCUCCUUUUUGUGACAACAAAAUCUGCUAAAUGAAUCUGUACAAAUGUAGAACUGUGGUCUGUGAAAAAUGCCCCAGGUUUCAUAAUAAAGCCAAUAUUCUGUACAAUUA